CUAUCGGGGCAGUUGAUAAUGUUGUUGUCAAACAGGAAAAAAGUAAACAAAAGUUUUUCGCGGUUGUUUUUACCCAGUUUUCCGUGGUUUUCCACCCCAGAAAUUCAAUUUCAGGAUGGAGACUGGUGAGAAAAAGAAACGUGCUUGUGUAGUGCCCGUGUGCAAGGAUGAGAGAUUCGAUUUAGUCCACAAAUUGCCGAUGAAUGCGGAAAGAGCAGAUGAAUGGAUAAAUAGCCUGGGUAUUCCGGAACUCAAAAAUCAUCCCAUUGACGAAUUACGAAAGAGGAUCUUUGUGUGCUGUCGUCACUUCCGGAAGCAGGACUACAAGAAUGUAGAGUCCAGGCAUCUCAAUAAAACCGCCGUGCCAUCAAUAAACCUCAAGGAAUUGGACAAUUUCAAUGUAAUUGAUCAAUCAGUGAUGGUCAAAUCAAUCCCGGAACCUGAAGUCAUAGUUCCACAUCCAAUGCAGAAGGUUCAACCGGUAGUCCAGCGAACGAGAGUCAAACCGGACACCUCAACAAAUUCGAGACUCCUCAAUGCAGUCAAAAGGAAACGAAAAUCCGAAGAGCAUCUCGAAGAGGAGGUUCUCGACGAUAACAUCUCCUUGAACAUCUCGAACACCAGGACGCCCAAAAUCAUCAAUCAACCCUCCUCCACUAAUCACUACUUCAUCCUACCUUGUCUUCAAGAACGACCGAGGAAGAGAGUUCUGCAGAAGCUGGAUGAUGAAGUCAGCGAUCUCCUUGUUUUUGCCAAUCUUCCGGAAGUAGCUGAACAAGUGAAACCCGAAGAGCUGCCUAGAUUGACCAUGUCCAGUGAUUGCAUCUCUGUCCCAUCGCGCAACCUCAGGCUGAAUUAUUUCUGGCUGAGGGAUCACUGCCGGUGCUCCCAGUGCUACAAUUCUACCACGAAGCAGAGAAGCUUCAGCAUUCUGUCCCUUCCGGCUAAUGUGACAGCGAAAUCCUGCCAAUUAACCGAUGACUCCCUCGCUGUUUCUUGGAGUGAUGGGCAUGAAUCUCAAUACUCAUGGGAUUUCCUCGUGGAGAACAUGUGCGAACUGAAGGAGAGGCAAUCGGGCAGGGUGCUCUGGAAUGCCGAGAUAAUAGCCAAGAGUGACGUUGCUCGUGUUCCUCUGGGUGACUUCAUGUCGGAUGACAAUGUGGCUAGGAAUGUGGUUGAGAGUUUGGUGCAAUUUGGUGUGGCUUUUGUGGACAAAGUUCCACCAAAUUUGUCCUGCACCGAACUGGCUAUUAAAAGGCUCUUUCCCAUUCACAAGACCUUCUUUGGGGAGAUGUGGACAUUCCAGAGUGGAGUGAUGAAGGAAAAUGAUACGGCGUAUACCCAUGAAGCUCUGGGAGCUCACACGGACAACACCUACUUCUGUGAUCCUUCGGGAUUGCAAGUGUUGCACUGUACGGAAUUUGAGGGAGAUGGAGGUGAAUCUCUACUUGUGGAUGGCUACAGAGUGGCCAGUGAGAUCAGGAGAAAGUAUCCUGAGGUCUAUGAGAGACUCUGCUCCACUGAGAUUCCUUUUGAAUAUGUCGAUGAGACUCAUCAUCACUCCUACAUUGCUCCCAUCAUCAAAAAAGACAACAUUAAUGAUUCUGUUGAGCAAAUAAGGUUCAAUUUAUACGACCGAGCUCCGAUGAAUACCCUUCCUUACGAGAGGAUUCAGCAGUUUUACGAUGAUCUGCGAAUGAUGGCAACGGAAGUGGCUUCCAAGAGGAAUGAAUGGUGGUUCAAAUUAACUCCAGGCACUGUCAUGAUUUUCGACAACUGGCGCCUUUUGCACGGCAGGGCAGCUCUUACGGGGAAGAGGGUCAUGUGUGGCUGCUAUGUCUCCCGGACGGACUUUCUCAGUGUUGCCAGGAAAAUGAAACUAGUGGAUUGAUUUUUAUUCCAAAAAAUCAAAUACAAAAGCAAAUAAAUUCCAUUGACUCUGAA
Molecule: messenger RNA, 1944 nt
Organism: Phlebotomus papatasi
Lineage: Eukaryota; Metazoa; Arthropoda; Insecta; Diptera; Psychodidae
Gene: Tmlh
Product: trimethyllysine dioxygenase, mitochondrial
Exons: 4
Coding region: 116-1891 (591 amino acids)
Biological process (GO): carnitine biosynthetic process
Cellular component (GO): mitochondrion
Molecular function (GO): iron ion binding; trimethyllysine dioxygenase activity
Source: RefSeq, a predicted model, not a curated record